Dipodomys ordii (Ord's kangaroo rat) is the source of this 2478-nucleotide messenger RNA. It is a transcript of the gene B3glct, whose product is annotated as beta 3-glucosyltransferase. The transcript has 12 exons. Bases 23 to 1237 code for a protein of 404 amino acids. NCBI's taxonomy places the organism in Eukaryota, Metazoa, Chordata, Mammalia, Rodentia, Heteromyidae. The record is from RefSeq and is a predicted model, not a curated record. Gene Ontology annotation, cellular component: membrane. Gene Ontology annotation, molecular function: acetylglucosaminyltransferase activity.
AAGGCUCUACUCUGGCCAUGAGAUGACCUUGAGGAUGGAAGCCAACAAUACUUUUGCUUUGGUAUCUGAAGAUACAAAGAAAGAGGUCCAGCGGUCUCAGGAUUUGGAGAAAAGUACUAAUGAAAUUAAAAGGAAAAAUGACAUAGAUUUAAAAGAAAUUGUGUUUGUCAUCCAGAGUCAAAGUAAUUCUUAUCAUGCGAAGAGAGCAGAGAAAUUGAGAAAAAGCAUCUUAAAGCAGGCUGCCAAUCUCACACAGGAACUCCCCAGAGUAGUCCUUAUCCACCAGCUGACAAAGCAGGAAGGUGCUUGGACCAUCCUUCCAUUGUUACCACAUUUUUCUGUAGCAUAUACCAGAAAUUCAUCAUGGAUUUUCUUCUGUGAAGAAGAGACAAGGAUCAAAAUUCCAAAGCUCUUAGAAAUACUCAGGAAAUAUGACUCAUCUAAGGAAUGGUUUUUAGGGAAAGCAUUAUAUGAUGAAGAAUCGACAAUAAUUCACCAUUAUGCCUUUUCUGAAAAUCCUACAGUUUUUAAAUAUCCAGACUUUGCUGCUGGCUGGACCCUUAGCCUUCCACUUGUAAACAAGCUCACCAAGAGGUUAAGGAGCGAAUCCCUGAAAUCUGACUUUACAAUAGAUUUAAAACACGAGGUACGUCAUGUACCCAUUGUAAAGCGGACCUGGGAGGAUGAGGCUCAUCUCAUUGAGUACUACAGUGACUAUGUAGAAAGCUCCAUCCCUACUGUGGAUCUGGGAAUUCCGAAUACAGAUAGAGGUCAUUGUGGAAAAACAUUUGCCAUUUUGGAAAGAUUUUUGAAUAAUAGCCAUGACAAAGUGGCAUGGUUAGUCAUUGUGGAUGAUGAUACCUUAAUAAGUGAGUCCAGUGGAGCUGUGCUCAGCCCUCUCUCUGUCUAUUCUUGCCCCGCCAGCAUGGUCUUCAGCAGAGAAGCCAUCAGAAGACUCCUCGCCAGCAAGUGUCGGUGCUACAGCAAUGAUGCUCCUGACGACAUGGUCCUGGGCAUGUGCUUCAGUGGUCUGGGCAUCCCUGUGACUCACAGCCCACUUUUCCACCAGGCUCGGCCGGUAGAUUACCCGAAGGAUUACCUUUCUCAUCAGAUUCCUAUAUCAUUCCACAAACAUUGGAACAUUGAUCCAGUGAAGGUGUAUCACACGUGGCUGGCACCCAGCAUGGAGGACAAAACCAGGCAGGAGACACAGAAAGCUUCUAAGGAAGAGUUAUAGUCUGAUGGCCCUGGUAUAGAACAUGGAAAGGAACAGCCAUGGAGACCUGAACUGUCCCACUGGGCUGUGCUCAUCAUACUGCUUGCAUAAGCCACUGGGCACUGGACACUUUGUGACAUGAGGUGGAAAUAGUGCAUAGGGUAUUGAUGGGUGAAUAAAAGUACUCUUAGGGGAAACGGAUUUUAUUUUAUUUUUUUUUCUAGGAAAAAAAAUUACUUGUUUUGUGAUGGAUGCCAUUACUGUAACACAAUGUUUACUGUGCAUUUUCUAGGCUGUGAUACAGCAGCUUUAAUGCUGUCAUGGGGAAACAAAUGGUACCCGAAGUCCCUUCCCCGUUCCCUCUCUUCAUGAUGAGUUUCAGUUGGGCAUGAGAGUGGAGAAAUGUGACUGGCUAUCAUUUCCUAUAAAGAAUGAUGACCUUUUUGUUGUGGAUAUUGCCCAUGGUAAUGAACUUUUAUGCCAUAUUAUUGAUAAUGAAAAUUCAUUUCUGGAAACUCAGUCGGAAUGGUACUGUAUUAAGGGUGAUUCAUAAAACAUCAUAAAAGCCUAAAUAUAAAAACUCCCUGUCGUCUAUAUAAUAUGGUUGUUAUAUUUUUAUCUAUUUUUUUGUUGCUUAUGGCCUAUCGAAAGGCCUUUGGCCUGACUCUCCUGUUUCUUUAGAAGUUCAUCUAUGUGCCAUUUCUCUCUAAGCCCCUAUCUUUAAGGCCAGCCAGAAAUGAAGAUCCUCAGUAUUUCAAAGCAAGUCCAUGUGUCUCCCUCAAGUCAGCAGCUUUUGAAGACUCAGGAGGUGAAUUCCACGUAGACCUGCCAUUGUACCUUGUUUCUCUGUGAGACUUUCUCCUCUGGCUCGGCAUAGACAGCUCAGCUCCAGCCAGUACCCAUGACACCCUCUGGGAAGGAUGGCACAGGGACUUGGCAAUAUGUCUGAGUUCUUAAACAGUGACAUUUGAACAUAGUGUUAAAAAUAGCUCUAGUUUGGAAAUCCUAUAUUUAAUAUAUAGUAAUUUAACACAUUCAGUAUUACUCUAUAAAAAGUACUCUAUAUUUUAAUGCUUUUAAUUCUAUUCACGUUUGUAAAGAUAUUUGCAUAAGAUUUCAUUUUAAUAUGUCAUACUAAUUUUGGUACAGUAGAAUACUUUCUUCUUUUUUAAAAAAAAAUGUUCUUCAUUAACUUUGCUUAUAAUGCUUUUUGUAGCCAGGCACAGGGUUUUAAAGCCAUAUCACUGAAAGUACCUGUGUGU